Penicillium paradoxum is the source of this 2913-nucleotide messenger RNA. RefSeq names its product ATP-binding protein. Lineage: Eukaryota; Fungi; Ascomycota; Eurotiomycetes; Eurotiales; Aspergillaceae. Gene Ontology annotation, molecular function: ATP binding; ATP hydrolysis activity. Bases 1 to 2913 code for a protein of 970 amino acids. The transcript is spliced from 8 exons. The record is from RefSeq and is a predicted model, not a curated record.
AUGGCGAUUAUCAUAGAGUCUAGCACCCAGGUGACUGAAGUCAAGACUCACGAGGUACAGCUUGCACUGACUGAUACUACUACUGUCAAUCUAACAACUAUGAGCCAGAGCAUUACGAAUGAAGGCAAUAUACAGGAAAUUCCAAGUCAGAAGGAGGAAGAGCUUAAUGCAAUAGAUAUUUUAAGUUGCAGAAAUACCAUCGAAGCCAAAUCGGAGCUGUCCUCGACCGAUGAGAGUUGUGCGGACAUGACUUGCAGCAGCAGCAACACUGGAGUCAAUAUAAACGAUGCGAUACCCGAGAUGAGUAACACAAAGGACCAAGCUGGGAUUAUCUUUGUUGACCCCAUUGGUACGCGGUGGACAUUUCCAUAUGAGAGGUCUAAAACAUGGGACGACACCAAGGAACUGAUCAAAUCAAUCUUUGUUGACGUAUAUUCCAUCGAAAGGCUUGCGACUUAUCUUGAUGAAGAGGAGAACCUUCGCCAUCUUUCACUCAUCAAAAUCAACCCUGAAUACUCAAACAUCCUGCCCAGCCAUUGGGAAAGUCUGGUCUCCCCGGGAUGGGAAUUCAAGAUUGAAUUUUCAUUCGAUGUGUUCUCCUCAAUCCGUGAUCAGAAACAGACAGAAACCGAGCAAACUGCGGAAGCCGAGGAGGAUACGGAAGAUGUCGGAGUGACCUCAGUUGAAGAGUUCAGCAAGGUGGCUUAUGUGGCAACAUUCCUGGUUCCGGACAGCGAUGGCGAUUUUCAACGGAGUGAUACCAAGCGGCUCAACGACAAGACAAUCUUUACCAAGGCUUCCGUGCUUGAAAGUCCUAAAUCUGUCCUCGAGGAGCACAGGGAGGUCUAUGGCAAUAAAACUGCCAAGGAUUCCUCUGGCAUGGGAGAGAACUUGUUCGAUACAAUUGGAUAUCCAAUACUUUACAUCCACUCGCCCAUUCUUCUCAAUGCUCUUCAUGCUAUUAUUGAACAUCAAUCGAUUCCAGACCAACUUCCGCGCGUUGAAUAUAACGCCAGGAACAUUGAAAGUGACCUCGAACGGGGCCGAUUUGUGUACCCAUUCACUGAUCUCCAUCAUUAUCGGGGCAAAUUAAUUCAGUAUCGAGAGGACGUGGGUGAGACCCAUGACACCGAGUAUACCACGACAUGUAAAGAGCACAUUGACAUUCUAGUUGAUUAUCUCAAUGGUUUGACAGUGUUCGGCAUGAGGGACGUCGACCUUCUCUGGACCAACGAAGUGCCUAAGACAACUUUCGCAUCUAUCUGGCUCCUGCUUAAGCCUGGAUCCGAUGUGUUCGUUCAAGAACAAGGUAAGUUGAAUGCGUAUGUCAUUGAGUCGGUCUCAGGGGGAGUGCGAUGGGGUUACGCUAAUGAGCGUUCACUGCCAUACAUUGUGAACGUCUGGAACCUCAAUUUUGAUGGCCAGGUAUUGAGCCGUUCAGUUAAAGAAAUUGACAUUCCUGUUUUCGAUGGUCCACGGGAUAUCACCUCCUUGCCUUUAUAUCCGAUCCAAUAUCACGUGGAUGAGGAUCCCGAGCACUCACACCGUCAGCAACUGGUGGAUCGGGGGAAAAGAUUUGUUCGUAUGGUGAUGAUACCUACAUUCCAAGAGUACACCGGUCCGAGCAAACUGCAAGGCAACCGAACGUUUAACCAAACACGAGUCGUCAUUGAUCACACUAGCCAACCAUGGAAGACGGAGCUCUCUUACGACGAAAACGCCUACGAACCCAUCACAGCAGUCUAUGAUGUUGAGCUAGGCCAACGAACAAGAGUCCCGCAAUGUCUGUGCAAAACAUGCGAAACCAACAGUCUGCGCCAACACCUCAUCCGACGUCGCCGUUUUGAUGAAUACGAUAACAUCAAGCUGAAUCCAGAUAUAACCUUGACUGACCAUCAAUAUAUGCUCUGCUGGUCGCAUGUCUAUGCGUAUGUACUAAAAGACCGUGCUUGGGAUGUGCUGGAUGUAUCCAGUCUGAGGGAUCCUAAGAUACAGAAAAAUAUCAUUGACACGUUGGUUCUCAAGCCGGAAAGCAAUAAGCAGAUGAUCAAGGCUGUGUGUGAGAUAUUUGGUGGAACGUACACGCAGACUUUCACUUCGGACUUCAUUCAGGGCAAAGGAGAAGGGCAGAUCGUCCUACUUCAUGGACCUCCCGGAACGGGAAAAACUCUCACCGCCGAGUCUGUGGCGGAGUACACGGGUCGGCCUCUUCUUAGCAUUACUGCCGCGGAUCUGGGCCAUGAACCAGAGCCACUCGAACGGAACUUGCUUCAGUUCUUCCGGCAUGCAAGACGAUGGAACGCCAUCGUCCUUCUUGAUGAAGCGGACGUUUAUCUUGAGACUCGAUCUGCUCAGGAUCUCCGACGAAAUAGCAUUGUCUCCAUCUUCCUUCGAGCCCUAGACUAUUUCCAGGGCAUUCUUUUCUUGACAACCAAUCGCGUGGGAAGUUUCGAUGAAGCAUUCAUGUCCCGAAUUCACGUGCAGAUUGGAUAUGAUCCACUCGACGAGGACUCAAGAAAGCACAUCUGGGACGGUUAUUUCAAGAAACUUGCCAAGAACUAUGAGAAUGAUGGCCAGGAAAUUCGUUGCUCAUACGAUGCCAAAGAGUUUGUUCGCAGAUCUGAUGAUCUGCGGGCCCUCGAAUGGAAUGGCCGCGAGAUACGAAAUGCAUUCCAAACUGCUGUGGCUCUUGCAUGCUUCCAGGCAAGGCAAGAAGGCAAUUCUAUCCCCGAGCUGACCGAUGAACAUCUUCGCCAAGUUGUCAACAUGUCGCAUAAUUUCAAGAGUUACGUGAAAGCUGUGCGCGGCGAAGAGGAGUCGUAUGCUUUUGCGGCGGGUGUCAGAAAUGAUGCCACAAAGGCUGCUGGGGGAAAAUAUGCACGAGCGAAAAGUUUGGAUGUUCCCAAGUUCUAA